This is a messenger RNA of Menidia menidia (Atlantic silverside), 2210 nucleotides long. NCBI's taxonomy places the organism in Eukaryota, Metazoa, Chordata, Actinopteri, Atheriniformes, Atherinopsidae. The record is from the annotation of a GenBank genome assembly.
ACACCACCAAUACCUCACACAUUCACUAACACACUCGAGGAGCAUUUCGAAGCGGGCACCCUUACCAGACGCUGACGUCCGCCGUGGGUCAGUUCUCUGUCUGACCAAAACUACAGAGUACACGCCAUUGCUUUAAGGGGAGGAAAGCGCAUUCUCCAGAGUCAGGAUGGAAACUGUUCAGGAGCGAAAGCCAAAAAGGCCCCACUACAUUCCCCGACCACCAGGAAAGCCCUUCAAGUACCAAAAAGUAGCCAAACAGCUCGACAGGGCAAAUCUGUAGCAAAGGAAGCCCUAGUAAAAUCUCAGGAGUGCACAAACAUCCCCCCAUCAGGUCAGGGCAGGAAUCCUGAGAAAGAGGGAGUCGAAGAGGACAAACAAGCGAGCGCUGAUGAUGCAGAAGAAGAAGAUGGUGGGCGUGACAGUCCGAACUGUAAGGACAGGCAAAGUGUGACAAAACCAGGCACGCUCACAGAGGCCGAGAGCAGCGAGAGCAGCGAGGCUCCAGAUCUGCCGCGCCCGUCUGCUUUCUCCCCGGUCACACCCAACCGUGAAGGAGCGGAGGCCCUGAAGUCAGCCGGUCAGCAGGCGGAGGAUUCACAGAAUAUCAGCCAACCCAGCUAUCCAUGGGGGAGAAUUUCGUCCACCAUUCCCUUGAAGCCAUUCCCCCCCCUUAUAGUUCCAGAAUACAAUCCCUUUCUCCUGCAUGAACGGCCUCUCUAUUCACCACUCUACCUUCCAGGACAUCCCCAUCUGAAUGAACCGAAUUCUUCUUCUUUCCAGCCCAAUUUUCUGGAUCCUCAGAGACCUGUGGCAACGCAACCCAUUGCCCUGUCUCAUGCACCCCCCUUUUCCCCUUACCCUUACAGAUAUUGCCAAACACUUCACUCAGGACCUCCUCUGCAUUACAAUCUAUGCAGACCACAUGAGCUGCCCAUGCCAAUUACAGGACAUCAGUAUCUUCCUUUGGAUCUCUAUUGUCCAAAUUUGGGCCAUAAGGAAUAUGACUUAUACAUGCAUUCACAUCCCAGUCAGAGCCACCCACACAGUACCACGCAAGAGGACAGCCACCCUGGCCAGAGUGGAGAAAAGGCCACGAGAUUGAGCCCUAAAGAGGGCUGUUCAGCCUCAGGGUCCCCCGACAGACCAAGUCAAUCGAAUAUCAUCCAGAGGGAUGCAGAGGCAUCACAGUACACCAACAUGGGUGCGUCUGCCACUGUCCUCCAGUUAAAAGAAAAAACUGCAGAUCUGGAAACCAUCAAAAACAAUUUCAGGAAAGAGGAGUCAGCAGAAACUUUGAUACAGUUAAGAGCUCAGCAUCUGGAUGGAUUAUCAGCCGAGGACAGCAGAUAUUCCUCAGUUUCUGCCUUUGAGCCGUGCUCCAGAACGCCAUCCGAGCCGGACCGGCAGGACGACACAGACAACCUGACACCCCUCAACCUCUCAACAAAAAGCCAGGACCAAGAGGAAAAUUGUGAAGGCAGACAGAUGGACUCAGCCACAAUUAAUUCAAGGAGCAAUGAAGCACCACUGAAUCUCAGCCUUCGCGCCUCUCACCGCAGCCCCGCGCACAGCCCUGCCCUGAACACUUCACUGGUUCUUCCUCAAAACACUGCUGGAGAUCUGGAUGAAGAACCGUGUGACCAGAGGCAGACUGCAGCCUUGGCCCUCUGCCAGCUUGCCACUGCAAGCUCGACAGCCCCUUCAUGUGACUUUACUACAGUCUGCCAGCCCUCAAAAAGUUCCACCACAAGUUCUGCUUCUCAGAAGAAUACCAAGCUAUAUACCAGGGCUAAGGAUAGAGGCAUGAAAAGACCCAACAGAGGCCAGGCUGAAAGCAAAAGCCAGAGACCAAACAAAAGAGCAAAGGCACCAGUACGGCCUCUGAGGAGGAGGCCUCGUUUCUGCUAGCAACUUAACCCAUACUGUUGCAAUGUAUCGUCAAAUCAAAAGACUUUAGACUAUCUUGAUUUAGCACUGAAAGAUCUUUUUUUUCACACGUCAACAGCUUUGCUAUGAAAGUAUAUAUGAAUAGAUAAAUAACUUGCAAUGAGAUCUUGUUUUAUGCAAAGACCUACUGUUGAAAUGGGACCUUUUUCAAAAGCUAACCUAACUGUGCUCUGGCUAAAGUUGCCAGAAGAAGGCAUGAUCAUGUAAAUAUCUAUAAUCAUUUCUGUAAAUACUUAUGAUUUAUAAUAAAGAGAUAACCAAAA